AGCGGACUAGGGCGGUGCUUUAUUUGGCAACAACAAAAAAAAUUCCAGCCAGGACCACAUUUUAAAAAAUAACGUGAGCCUGCUAGACUGAAGGGCAGUGUUUAUGUUUUGUGAGCAGCGCAUCCUCACACGCAGUUGUUCCUUUGUUCGGUGCUCGGCGCAUGAGGACUACAUUUGUCAUCAUAUUUCCUGUCGUUUGAACGCAAUGAAUGGGAGAGCACGAAGGGCGACUCAGGCUCCAUAGAUCCGUUUGCUGGAAGCUGCCUCGAAGGCAUGGAGACUAGCCUUACGGACGGGGAUACGAGACCUCCGCCACCACCGCGGCCGCAGUCUGUCAGCCAUGAGAAAAGGAAAGCGAACCGGGCACCGUCGCCGGCGCGCCCCCGGGAUGUGUCGGGCUGGUCGUUACCGAGAAGCCGGGGCGGAGGGAAGCCCGGAGGACUCACGCCUCAGCCUCGCUUCUCGAGGCGCAGCCCUAUCGGUGUGAAGGCGGGCAAACCCGAGACAAGACAGAGCGUGAAGCCGUCUGCGCCUUCCACCCGUAGUACCGGCGGCAACAGUAAGUCAGGCGGCGGUAGUAGGAGUGCCAAGGCCGGCAAGGGGCGGCGAAGGCUGGGAUCUGGGGGAGCCGCUGCCGCAGCCCGACAUUCGCUGACUGACAGCAGCUCCGAGCUGUCGGAUUGUGCUUCGGAGGAGAACAAACUAUCCACCGAUGCUCUGAGCAGUGACACCGAAUCGAGUCGGGGCGGCAGGGGAUUCCGGGACACUAACGGUGCUAGCGGUAGCACCCCUGCGCCCAGCGAGUCCAUUCCUGAGGUGAUGGAGGUAACGGCGGGGUGCGAUGACAACGUAUCACCGGGAGAUGAGCGCUCGGCUGCCUCCCUGGACAGCCGGUUGCCCCUGAGCACAUCGCUGGCGUUCUCAGACUUAACGGAAGAGUUCCUGGACGGGGCGCGGGAGGAGCUGAUGAGGGAGAUGGAGGAGCUGCGCUCCGAGAACGAGUACCUCAAGGAUGAGAUAGAGGAAUUGCGAGCAGAAAUGUUAGAAAUGAGAGAUGUUUACGUGGAAGAUGAUGUCUACCAGCUACAAGAGUUUCGACAGCAGUUGGAUCAAGCUAACAAAAUGUGCCGAAUUCUACAGUACAGGUUAAGAAAGAGUGAGCGUAGAAGCCUGCGAGUUGCCCAGACAGGUCAAGUGGAUGGAGAACUCAUCCGUGGCUUGGAACAAGAUGCAAAGGUUGCAAAAGAUAUCUCUGUACGUCUCCACAAUGAAUUGGAGGUAGUAGAAAAAAAGAGAAUAAAGCUUGAAGAAGAAAAUGAAGACCUGCGCCAGAGACUGAUUGAAACUGAUCUCGCCAAACAAGUCCUACAGACUGAACUGGAAAAAGCUAAAGAGAAUUCUUUAAAAAGACGAAGCUCGCGUAGUACUGGAAAACAUGAAAAGAAACCUUUGCUUCAGGAAGACAGUGCUGAUUUGAAAUGCCAGCUAUAUUUUGCUAAGGAGGAGUCUGCACUUAUGUGCAAAAAAUUGACUAAAUUGGCAAAAGAGAAUGACAGUAUGAAAGAGGAACUGGUGAAAUACAGGUCCCUUUAUGGAGACCUGGACAGCUCUUUGUCAAUUGAUGAACUGGCCGAUACACCUCACUCACGGGAAGCUGAGCUCAAAGUCCACCUUAAACUCGUGGAGGAAGAAGCCAACAUACUGAGCAGAAGGAUAGUUGAACUUGAAGUUGAAAACAGAGGUUUACGAGCUGAAAUGGAUGACAUGAAAUAUCAGGGUGAGAGAGAAUUUGAUGGUCAAAAUAUCAGCUUGGCGGUGUCUUCUGCUCAUUAUACAGACUCUGGAGACAGCAACCUGGAGCUCAGCAGACACCUCCAGUUUGUGGAAGAAGAAGCAGAGCUUCUCCGAAGAUCCCUUAUGGAACUGGAAGAUCAGAAUAAAGUACUUAUGAAUGAGCUAAACAAGUACAAAUCAGACCAUGAACUGGAAAUGACUAUGUCUGAAGAUAGCUGUUCUGUUAUGAGUGAAACUUCACAGGAGGAGCUUAUGACUGCCAAACUCCAGAUCAGUGAGCUUAACGGAAAAGUUAAGAAACUCCAGUAUGAGAACAGAGUUCUUCUUUCCAACCUACAGAGAUGUGACUUGGCAUCAUGUCAGACUGUUAUACCAGCCAUGGAAACAGAUGCAGAGGCUGGAGACUCUGCACAGUUUAUUCCAGUGCCUAUGAGGCGAGAAGGACCAGUUGGUGGUGAGAACCAUUCUAGGGAUGGCCAUGAAAUGCCUGUAAAUGGAGGUCUGAGACUUCAAGAUGCUUUCAAUAUAAACGCAGCAAAAAUGUUUAAAACAAGAGACUUUGAGAACUUAUUGAUAGUCAAGGAUCAGGCUACUGUAGUUAGCAAAGCUAUUGAUCUUCUACUGUCUGACUCGCAAGAAUUAUCUAAUGUCAAGUUCUGUCCAGAUAUUGAGUCUGUAGACCAAAAAACAUUGAGUGGCACUAUUGAUAAUACUGAAAAUGCUUGCAGAUAUAAAGUAGUGGGAGCCAUCAUUGUACGACUGAACAUCUUGCAGCAGGAGCUUAACUGUUUCAUAGAAAAACUGGAUGUAUUGGGAGAAACUUUAAAAGAACAGCUGGGAUCUGUUUCACCAUUACCAGGGUCAGGAAGCUUUUUGUCAACAAUAACUUCAGGAAGCCAAGAUUCCGCAACAGAAACAUCAGGACUAGACUAUUAUUCUGACUUGAAGUCUGACUAUAGGGAUUCCACAGAAUGGGAUUUGAAGCAAAGUCGAAGGCCUGAGAUUUAUACCAGCAAUGUGAACAUGGACCCAAAUAUGGAAUUACGCAGGAAAGACAACAUGAAUAAGUCCGAAGACAACGAAUCCUAUGCCAGGGAGGUUAGCGAGCUGCAGCUUGUUUUGGCUGAAGCUAAGGAGAGCAUCCGGGGACUGCAGGAACAGCUUUCUCAAGAGAGAAGCCUGCGAAAGGAGGAGGCAGAGCACAUGGAACAAAAGAUUCUACAGCUGAAAGAAGAGCAUCAAAAGGCUCUUACAAGACGCAGUUUUGAAUUGCAAAGCUUAAAUUUGCAAAGAAGACUGGAGCAGAAGUUUUGGAGCCAGGAGAAGAACCUGCUAGUCCAGGAGUACCAGCAAUUCAAGCAGAACUGUUUUUUUCUAUUUAUGAAACUCAAGCUGUUCCUCAAACACUGGAAACAAGGCAAGAUGCCUGAUACUGAUAGUGAGGACUUCCUAGAGGUCAACAAUGUGAAAGAUUUGUACUUGCUGAUUGAAGAACAGGAAUUAAAUCCAUCGAUGGAUAAAAAUGCACUGGCAGGAGAAAUCUGGUCUCUGAGCUCAGUUGUAGAUGGAAGUAAUGAUUCAAAGGAGAAGUCUCGCAUUGUGUCCCAAGGCAGCAAGCUGAUGACUGGGUACACUCAGAACCUGGCUGAAAUGAAGCUGAUCCUAAAGGAGCUCUGUAAAGAGUUCACUGAUGAAAGGAGGGGAAUGAAAGAGCUCCAGCAACAGUUUGCUAAAGCCAAAUCAGCCUGGGAGAUGGAUAAACUUGAGAUGAAGUGCCUUCUUGCACAGCUGGAAUCAAAGACUGGAAAGCAAGUUUUUGAAAGGAUAUCUUCGGAGUUAAAAUCUGCUCUUAAACUUGAGCGAGAGGGGCAACAGCAACUUUUGGCUGAAUCUUACAGUGCCGUCAUGGACAUCACCAAGCAACUGCAAAUUAGUGAGAAGAACUGGCACCAGGAGAAACUGGACUUGCUGCAGCGUUUCCAGAAUGAGCAAAAACAGCUGGAAAGGCAAAUAAAUGAGCUGCAGCUUAAAAAUGUUCAGAAGCAAAAAGAGGUAGAUAAGUGGGUUAUUAGACAUCCAGAAGAGUCAAAUGGUGGUUGCUGGAAGGAGACUCUACAUGAAAAAUUAGAUGAAAAGGAAACUGCUUCUGAAAUGGAUGCUAAAGGAACCAGUUUAAAAAGAGCUAAAUCUGUUUCUUCAAUGUCUGAGUUUGAGAGCUUGUUGGAUUCCUCUCCUUACCUCCCCGGCCCUGCUUUUGAAAGUACAAAAGGAAAAAGCAGUACGCUCAUGCUUCCAAAUAGUUUAACAGAUGAACUCAACAACAAAAACUGGAAAUACACAAAUGGUGACAACUGCCUUACUGAGAAGAUGACAAAAGGAAAGUUAAAUAUAUCUUCUUGGGAUUAUUCAUUGGCAAACAAUGCAGGCAGAAAAGAUCAUAACCACAAGCAGAUACAGCGAAGUUAUACAGCCCCUGAUAAAACUGGUAUUCGUAUCUACUAUAGUCCACCAGUUGUUCGUAGACUUGAUGGUUCUGUAGUAAAAACAGACGGAAAGAUAAUGGUUGAACCAGGAUUUUUGUUCACCAUGGCCAAACCCAAAGAACUUGAAUCAGAAAGCUCUACUAGUAAUAUGUACAGCAGGUGGCUUUGUAACUUCUCAAAACAGCACUGCAGUCUCCUGGAUACUCACACAGUUGAAAAUUCAGCAUCUUCUCCAGCUGGGUUUCCAUCUUCCUUGCAUGACUUGGAAAUAUCUGGCAAUAUGAGCGAUGAUAUGAAAGAGAUCACAAAUUGUGUUAGACAAGCUAUUCGUUCAAGUUCACUGGAAAGAAAAGUAAAGCAUACUUCAAGCCAGACUGUGCUAGUCACAAAUGUCGGGACUCAGACAGUACAGACUGUUAGUAUUGGUCUUCAAACUGACAGUCUUCGAAGCAGUCUUCAGAGUAAGAGCUGGUCCUCCCGAAGUUCAUCAUUAAUAUCUACCCGUAGUAAACAACUCUCUUCAUCUUUAGAAAAGGUUCAUUCUAGACCCGAACGACCUUGCUGCUCUCCUAGGUAUGGCUCUCCAAAGCUGCAUAGACGGAGCUCAACCAAGCUAGAUGGUUCAAAGGACAGAAGCCUUUGGAACCUUCAUCAGAAUAAGCAGAAUGGGUCUGCUUGGGCCAGGUCUACAACCACAAGAGAUAGCCCAGUGCUGAGUGGCAUAAAUGAUGGCUUGUCUAGUUUAUUUAACGUUGUGGAACACAAUGCUGGCACUGAAGCGGUUUGGAAAAUGGGUCAUCAUGAUGUACGUCCCAAGACAGAGGUUCCAAAAUAUGGAAUAGUACAAGAAUUCUUUAGGAAUGUAUGUGGUAGAUCCCAGAGUCCCACAUUAGGGAAUGAGAAGCAGCAACUGAAAGACAUUUGUGUUGAAGAUGGCAUCAAAAAGCAGGAGGCAUCCUCGUCAUCAGCAGCAUACAGUCCAACUGAAAGUGUACGCCUUUUGAACAGAAGACUUGUUAAGCAAAGUUGCAGUGAAGAGCAGAAGUCCACCACUCCUAAGCAAGUUAACAAAGAUGCCACCAUGAGGGACUCUGUUGCAACCUUGACAAACACAAAUGAGGACACAGCCUGUGAUUGCACUUCCCAGUCCCUUACAUCCUGCUUUUCCCGUCCAUCCAGGUCUUCGGUUCGCCAUUCUCCAACCAAGUGUAAAUUUUACUCUUCAGACCCGAACAAGAUUGAAGACCAAGUUGACUCUGGGGAAUAAGGUGCCCGUCUCCACAUCAUCCAGUCAGGACCAGAUAAAGGCUUCGAAGAAAGAAACAGACUUUGUAGCACUUCCCAAAGGAUGCGUCUUCAUAGUGCUUAAGUGUAGAACUGUGUUAAUGAGCAGACAGUGUGGGCCAAGAGUCUGUAUUUAAUGUUGGAGUCUAUUCUUACAGAAGAAUGUUAUCUUCAUAGUCUGGUGAGGUAGCAUUAGAGGUCACAGUAUCUGAAUCAUGACUAAGAUAAAGUAAUAUUUUUUAACUGAAUACCAUGCUGUUUUGAAUGGACUAAAAUAUUCAGUUAAGUAGUUUAACUGUGAUUAAAUAUUGGCAUUCUACCUUACUACUUUUAAAAUACAUUUUUGGCUAAGCUAAGAGACCUACAUACCAGUCUGUGUCCGUUCAAUGAAACGGGGCUUAGUCUGUACUGCUGCCUGUUAAUAUAUUUGUGUACUUUUUAUGUAAAAAUGUAUUACUUCUCUAGAUCAGAGAAAUUUGUUGUAAAUAUAUAUUUUUUUUAUUU
Protopterus annectens (West African lungfish) is the source of this 6065-nucleotide messenger RNA. It is a transcript of the gene MTCL2, whose product is annotated as suppressor of glucose, autophagy associated 1. Gene Ontology annotation, biological process: regulation of autophagy; insulin receptor signaling pathway. The coding region runs from base 274 to 5544 and encodes 1756 amino acids. The transcript is spliced from 15 exons. NCBI's taxonomy places the organism in Eukaryota, Metazoa, Chordata, Ceratodontiformes, Protopteridae. The record is from RefSeq and is a predicted model, not a curated record.